GAAAGCUAUCUUGUGUGUGGUCAUAUCAUAUUGAACUAACACAGUGCUAGUACCGUACGUAGCUAGAUCUACAGCUGUUCUGUAUGCAUAUCGCUCGUGUAUCUGCUGGCAAGGUCGAGUCUGGUCAGGCUAUUUGAACUGUAAAGUGUAACUCAAGCGAGUGUACAGUUUACAUCUUCAAGAAAAUUUAAAAGAGCCAGUCAUGUCUGAAAAGAAGAAUCGAGGAGGUCCAUACAAGACUACACCUGCCACUGAUCUGUCAAGAUGGCGGCUCACUAAUACGAACGGUCGUCAAACUUGGCAAUACUACCCAGAAGGGGAAGAACCUGGACGGCCUCAAAAUUUUGUUGAAAAGUUCUCCCUUGGCCUAGACAUCGAUGAUGAAGCCCCACCACUACCCAGAGCUAAGACUGCUGAAGAAGCUGCUAAGAAUGGUAUGAAGUUUUACUCCAAGCUACAAACAGAAGAUGGUCAUUGGGCGGGCGAUUACGGUGGUCCACUCUUUCUUCUACCAGGUUUAGUCAUCGUGUGUUUCAUAACCGGUGUAGUCCUCCCUGAUGCGUCCAAGAAGGAGAUGGUGCGUUACCUUCGAUCAGUUCAGUGCCCUGAUGGCGGCUGGGGCUUACACAUUGAGGAUCAUGCUACUGUGUUUGGCACAGCAAUGAACUACGUGACGAUGAGACUACUGGGUGUCUCAAAGGAUGAUGAGGAUCUCAAGAAAGCAAGGAAACUUCUUCUAGAGAUGGGUGGUGCUGAGAGCAUUCCAUCUUGGGGCAAGUUCUGGCUCUGUGUUCUCAAUCUUUACAAAUGGAGGGCAUGCACUGCUUGUUUCCUGAAAUAUGGUAAGGAAAAAAAAAGGGUCCUGGGAUCCGCUUCACAAUGCCUUUUUUUUAAUGACAAAUGACAAAAAUCAGUGACA
Molecule: messenger RNA, 919 nt
Organism: Strongylocentrotus purpuratus (purple sea urchin)
Lineage: Eukaryota; Metazoa; Echinodermata; Echinoidea; Camarodonta; Strongylocentrotidae
Product: lanosterol synthase-like
Exons: 6
Coding region: 203-904 (233 amino acids)
Biological process (GO): triterpenoid biosynthetic process; cholesterol biosynthetic process
Cellular component (GO): lipid droplet
Molecular function (GO): lanosterol synthase activity
Source: RefSeq, a predicted model, not a curated record